Messenger RNA from Penicillium angulare, 1632 nucleotides. Its product is annotated as putative hexokinase. The transcript has a single exon. Gene Ontology annotation, cellular component: cytosol; mitochondrion. The record is from RefSeq and is a predicted model, not a curated record. Lineage: Eukaryota; Fungi; Ascomycota; Eurotiomycetes; Eurotiales; Aspergillaceae. Gene Ontology annotation, molecular function: D-glucose binding; mannokinase activity; fructokinase activity. Gene Ontology annotation, biological process: glucose 6-phosphate metabolic process; intracellular glucose homeostasis; glycolytic process. The coding region runs from base 1 to 1632 and encodes 543 amino acids.
AUGUCGGCCCCGUUGGUGAAAGUCUUGCACCGCCUGCAGGAGCUCUUCCAUAACGUCGUCUCCGCUCUCGAAACCAUGAUCCUCUUUCCCUCCCUCUUCAAAGGCUUCGGCCACAAACGCCGCAAGCCCUUCCUCGGCGCACACUGGCGUCGCCGGACACUCGAUGACUUCGCCGGCGAGGUCGAGACACUAUUCACCACUCCUCUUACCACCUCGAAGAUGAUCGACAUGUCGGAGCGAAUCCGCGCCCAAUUUCGACAUUGCCUCCAGGAUUCACCUUGCAACAUGCUCCCGUCAUACACAACCGCUUUACCUUCUGGAAACGAAAAAGGAACAUAUCUUGCGCUGGAUGUAGGAGGUUCGACGUUCCGAGUCGCGUUAAUUGAAUUAUCGGGUCGAGAGGAGGAAAUGCGCAUCUUGAAAGUAGCGUCUUCUUACAUCGACAACACCGUGAAGCUAUUAGAAGGAACUCAAUUUUUUGACUGGAUGGCGGGACAUAUUGAGACUAUGUUAAAGGAUGUGGGGGCGAACUAUGGACGCGGCGAGGUCGCUUUGCCAAUGGGUCUCUCCUGGUCAUUCCCGAUUGAUCAGACAUCGACUAGUAGUGGAUUGGUGAUUCAUAUGGGCAAGGGUUUCCACUGCUCAAAUGGUACCGUCGGACAAGAGCUGGGUCAACUGUUGAUUGAUUCGUGCCGUAAGCGCAGUUUGAAUGUCGAAAUGGCCGCCAUUGUCAAUGACGGUUCCGCCGCUCUGCUUUCACGCGCGUAUGUCGAUGAGAAGACUCGCAUGUCCUUGAUUCUCGGUACAGGUACCAACAUGGCUGUUCAUUUCCCAGUGCACGAUAUUGGGAAAAGUAAAUUUGGAGUCCGGCCCGAGGGAUGGUUCGACUACUCUAAGCACGUUAUUGUCAACACCGAGUUGAGUAUGUUUGGUGGUAGUGGCAUUUUACCGAUGACUCGUUGGGACGAGGUCUUGAACCGCACCCAUCUACGCCCCGACUAUCAACCCUUGGAGUAUAUGAUUACCGGAAGAUACUUGGGUGAAAUUGUUCGCCUAAUCGCCAUGGAAGCUGUAGAGACAGCCGGUCUUUUCGGAGGCGAGCUUCCCCAUUCCAUGCGCGAGGCCUAUUCCUUCGACACCAGCAUUGUCGCAUUCCUCGAAGACGAUUCCUCUGUUUCUCUAGCUGGAUCCGCUGCCCUUUUACAAAAAGAACACACCUUCCCGAGCUACCCCUCUGUCGAAGAUCUUCGCUUCCUCCGCCGUGUCUGCCAAGUUGUCUCCCGCCGCGCCGCAGCAUACCUAGCCACCGGUAUCCACAGCAUGUGGUGUCUCAGCAACGAGGCCGAAUUCCCAGCCACAUCAUCCAAAGCUACUUCUCUCAAAGAAUCUCCUGAAGUAACAGUUGUCGAGAGCAACGAGGCUACCACUAAUGUCUCCAUUGCGUGCGACGGUACCGUCAUCAACAAGUACCCCGGCUUCCGCGACAACUGCCAAGCCUACCUGGAUGCGCUUGCCGAUCAAUCCCAUCCAGGCUCCAAGUCUGCUAUCUCUCUGGACCCAGCUCCCGAGAGUGCUAUUCUUGGUGCUGCCGUCGCUGUGGCUGUUGCCGUAGCCGAAAAAGCCGAUCAAUAA